Capsaspora owczarzaki ATCC 30864 is the source of this 1677-nucleotide messenger RNA. RefSeq lists its product as hypothetical. Bases 50 to 1615 code for a protein of 521 amino acids. The transcript is spliced from 2 exons. NCBI's taxonomy places the organism in Eukaryota, Filasterea, Ministeriida, Capsasporidae. The record is from RefSeq and is a predicted model, not a curated record.
GCUGGGGGGCGCACCACGCCAAGGGGGAAGAGAACAAACAAAAAACAAGAUGAGCGCUUACGACGCAAAAGUCCAACUUGUCACCAUCGGGAUUACCUUCCCCGUCGCGCUGGCUUUGGCCCUCGCACACGUUUGCAGUUGCUACCUCUGGCAGCGGCUGACGGAGCUUCCCCGACAGCUCGUCAUGUCGCUGUUUGGCGGCAUCACCCUGUCGUAUGUCUUCCUGGUCAGUCUGCCGGAAAUCUCCCGCGCACAGGCGCGCUUUGAAUCGAUCGGCCACUUUGUGUUUGCCAACGACCAGGAGGUCUAUGUGUUUGCCUUGCUCGGACUGCUCGUCUACCAGGGUGCAGAGCGACUGGCGCACGCAUCUCGCGAGCGGCGCAUCAAAAAGCGGGCGUUAUACCGCUGGCAACAUGCAGUGCAGACCUUGAGGCGAACUGCGCGAGUGACCUCUGCCUGGCAAAGAGCUCACCAUUUGCCCGAUGCGAAUACUAGCACAACAACAACACAGUCUUCAGUGGCAGGGUCGGAUGCUCAUCCGCCGCCGCAAGAAUCCGGCAGCGCGGUGUCUGCGUCCGCAUCGCAACAGAGCUCUGUCUAUUUCACUCCGUAUGGCACUCCGGAUCAAGAACUCGCCACCGAUCUCAUGCAAACUGAGCCGACAGCUGCUGAGCCGACAACUUCCGACAGCGAUGAAAGGAACCAGCUCGUCCCGCGACGUCGAUCUUCGGUGCGCAGUUACGGCGCCGUGCCAACCAGCGAUCCCGACGUGACUCUCAACUCUUUGCCGUCAAACCAUCUCGAAAUGACCCCCUCUGUCGAGGGACUGUCUCGCACAUCCAUGGGAGGGCUUUACUUUGCUCCUACAACACAAGUAGAGAUGCCGCGCCCAGAACACGGGUCGAAUACUGCUGUCGCGACUACCUCCGCCACCCCUGUCGCAUCGAGCCUUUCCGACGACGACAGCAACGAGCACGAGGAUACAGCAACGCACCAUCGCGGCGAGUACCUGUUGCUUGGUGGCGAUGGUGGCGCCAAAAACUCGACCCGGCGACAGCGGUUGCUCAGCAAUACCCAGUGGAAGACGCUCAACACGAUGCACCUGCGUCAUUUGGAGCACACCAGCGCAACCGAUCCCAUUGAGGUGCACCAAGCCCCUCCUUUGACCAAGUACGCGCGGCUCGAAGACGACCGCACCGAAACAAGCGUGUUUGCCCUUCACAUGGCCACCUUCUGCGUGUUUGGCUUUCUAACCGGGCUUGUCAUUCCGCAGCGUUAUCGGUUGAAUGGAACGGCAGAGCUGUACGCAUUCGGAGUGGCCAUGCUCGUGCACUACAUUGUCAACGAUUCCACGCUCAUUGAGCACCACCGGACCUUGUAUGUGCGUUACGGUCGAUUCCUCGGCCUGAGUGCGAUUCUACUGGGGUGGUUGAUUGGAAUUCUGCUUGUGGUGCCCGAGUUGCCCGUGCUGCUGAUUCGCAGCUUUCUAGCGGGUGCCAUCUUGGUGAACACGAUCAAGAAUCAACUGCCAGAGCGCAACGACUGUUCGUUCUGGGCUCUGUGUCUGGGGGCUGUGCUGUAUGGCGCGUUAGCCGUCUUUUCGAGCUUGUUGUAACGUCAAUGUUCCCGUGUGAAUGCCAAAUGCAAAGUAGAAACAAAAAACUCUUUUGAUUGGGC